This is a messenger RNA of Cynara cardunculus var. scolymus (artichoke), 2075 nucleotides long. RefSeq names its product glucose-6-phosphate 1-dehydrogenase, cytoplasmic isoform. The record is from RefSeq and is a predicted model, not a curated record. The transcript has 15 exons. Bases 267 to 1820 code for a protein of 517 amino acids. NCBI's taxonomy places the organism in Eukaryota, Viridiplantae, Streptophyta, Magnoliopsida, Asterales, Asteraceae. Gene Ontology annotation, biological process: pentose-phosphate shunt, oxidative branch; glucose metabolic process. Gene Ontology annotation, cellular component: cytosol. Gene Ontology annotation, molecular function: glucose-6-phosphate dehydrogenase activity; NADP binding.
GGUGGUUGGUGAGUGAGAAGCGCAUCCUUCCUUCAACGAUUUCAAACCUUUGCUUCAAUUCUCAUUAAAGUCAUCAGCAAAAACGCUCCAAUUCUUGCCCAUUUUGGUUCAAUCAACCUGCUUCAUGCUGUUUUUCUCUUCCAUUAUUCUGAUUUUUGUUUGAUUUUGUGUUCUGUGAUCCUCGGUUUAUAUCGCUUUGUGAUCAGGAGUAGCGGUGAAAUUAAGCUCGAUUGCUUUUCUGAGUAAUUCUACUUCAAGGUUUAGAAAUGGGUUCGGGUUCGGGUCAAUGGUCUGUUGAAAAUAGAGCUCCAGUUAGGAAUGAUUCAGUUGUGAGUGAGUAUGUGCCGGAAACUGGUUGUCUUUCGAUUAUUGUUCUUGGGGCUUCUGGUGAUCUUGCGAAGAAGAAAACAUUUCCUGCACUCUUUCAUCUCUACCGUCAGGGAUUUAUUCAAUCACAGGAUGUUCAUAUUUUCGGUUAUGCCCGAACCAAGAUUUCAGAUGAUGAUCUGAGAGCUCGCAUUUCUGGAUAUCUUACACCAUGCAAAGGUUGUGAGAGAACACACGAUGAAGACGUAACCCAGUUUCUGCAAUUGAUCAAAUACGUAUCUGGUGCUUAUGAUACCGAGGAGGGAUUUCGAUCAUUGGACAAGGCGAUAUCCGAGUACGAACUGUCGAAAAACAGUACAGAAGGAUCAUCGAGGAGACUCUUCUACCUCGCUCUUCCACCAUCUGUAUAUCCAUCUGUCUGCAAAAUGAUAAAGAGUUAUUGCAUGAAUAAAUCUGAUCUUGGUGGUUGGACUCGAAUUGUUGUGGAGAAGCCUUUUGGUAGGGACUUGGAUUCUGCUGAAGAACUCAGUGCUCAGAUCGGAGAGCUGUUUGAUGAACCACAGAUCUAUCGUAUUGAUCAUUAUUUGGGGAAAGAGUUGGUGCAGAACUUGAUGGUUCUUCGUUUUGCAAAUCGCUUCUUCUUGCCACUAUGGAACCGUGACAACAUUUCUAACAUACAGAUUGUGUUUAGAGAGGAUUUUGGAACCGAUGGUCGUGGUGGAUAUUUCGAUCAAUACGGAAUUAUCAGAGACAUCAUUCAGAAUCAUCUAUUACAGGUGCUUUGCCUAGUUGCUAUGGAGAAGCCCGUUUCUUUGAAGCCUGAGCAUGUUCGAGAUGAGAAAGUGAAGGUUCUUCAAUCUGUUCUUCCAAUUGAAGACAGUGAAGUUGUGCUUGGACAAUAUGAAGGCUAUACCGACGAUCCAACAGUUCCUGACAACUCUAAUACACCCACCUUCGCAACUAUGGUUCUCAGGAUUCACAAUGAAAGAUGGGAAGGUGUUCCCUUUAUAAUGAAGGCAGGGAAGGCAUUGAAUUCAAGAAAGGCGGAAAUUCGGGUGCAAUUCAAGGAUGUUCCCGGUGAUAUAUACAAAUGUAAAAAGCAAGGAAGAAAUGAGUUUGUGAUUAGACUGCAACCUUCAGAGGCCAUGUACAUGAAGCUAACAGUCAAGCAACCUGGGCUUGAGAUGACAACGGUUCAGAGCGAAUUAGACUUGUCGUAUGGGCAACGGUAUCAAGAAACCAUCAUUCCCGAAGCUUACGAACGUUUGAUUCUUGACACAAUACGGGGCGAUCAACAACAUUUCGUUCGUAGAGAUGAACUGAAGGCGGCUUGGCAGAUUUUCACACCUCUCUUGCACAAAAUCGAUAGAGGUGAAGUCAAAUCACUUCCAUACAAACCUGGCAGCCGAGGCCCGACACAGGCCGAUCAGUUGGCUGAAAAAGCCGGUUACGUUCAAACUCAUGGCUACAUAUGGAUUCCUCCAACUUUGUAGAAGUCGAUGGUCCGAUAGGAACGUUGGUGUGUCAAAUAAGAACGUUAUAACGUUCAUUAUAUUGUACGCAUAAACUCUAGAUACCGGAUGGGCUUGUAGUUUUUAUACCCGUCGACUAUGGGGUGCGAUAAACUCGUAUUUUGAUGCUAAUAAGCUGUUCGAUGUGAGUUGAAAAUGUAACGUUUAAUUUGAUAUGUAAUUUCGAGUAUUUUUGUAUGAAUUUUGGAUUUAUAAAAAUAUUAGUUUGAUUUUGAU